Messenger RNA from Chaetomium globosum CBS 148.51, 2085 nucleotides. RefSeq lists its product as uncharacterized. The record is from RefSeq and is a predicted model, not a curated record. Gene Ontology annotation, molecular function: polyamine oxidase activity; L-amino-acid oxidase activity. The transcript is spliced from 3 exons. Gene Ontology annotation, biological process: amino acid catabolic process. The coding region runs from base 1 to 2085 and encodes 694 amino acids. Lineage: Eukaryota; Fungi; Ascomycota; Sordariomycetes; Sordariales; Chaetomiaceae.
AUGUCGACUCAACUUCGCUGGGGUCAUUCUCUGACCAUCAGGCAGCAGUACGCGCUUGCCGCUGCCGAGCAAGAGAUCGCGCGAGUUAUUGACAACGAGAGACUUCCCCUCGACAAUUUGCCCCCCGGGUUGGGUGGCGGGCUCCACGAAUUGCCUGAUAUAGCCCCCUCCAACGACAUUCAAGAGGCCCUAGAGAAGCUGAGUCUUGAACGCAUCCAACUUCCAUCUACUCCGCCGAAGGUGGCUAUUGUCGGCGCCGGUGUCGCUGGGCUGUUCCUCGGCAUGAUGCUCGACUAUCUGAACGACCACAUCCCCGAGUUCAACAUCGGCUACGAAAUCUUCGAAGCCAACGACCCCUCUCGGGUGGGCGGACGGAUGUUUACCUACAACUUCAAGCCAGAUCCGCCCCAGAACCCGCAGGGCCCGCACGACUACUACGACGUGGGCGCCAUGCGGUUCCCCCAGAAUCCUGUCAUGAAGCGCGUGUUUGAACUGUUUGAUUGGCUGGAGAUGCCCAUGGGCCCACUAACGAGAGAUACGAAGAAUGGAUCGCUUGUCCCGUACAGCAUGACUAACCCUACGGGAGAGGAUCAAAACGAGCCCUUCCGCUAUAACGACCAAACAAAGUGGGGAUCUUAUGUCAAUAUCGCUGCUAGCGCCGUGGGCAAUGAUGCUUUUGGUUUCAAUCAGGAUCACAGAGACCCCCCGAUCCCAUCAGCCGUCCUCGCCAUGAGUCCCAGCAAGGUUGUUGACGAUGCUAUUGAAGACCUGCGCCAGGCUCUGAGGGAAGAUGCGGAAAACGGGGGCCAGCGGGGUUGGGAACUGCUGAUGAAGUUUGACCAAUACACCACGCGUGCCUGGAUGACUACGAACCAGCAGCAGCCACCGGACACCACGACACCCGACCCCACACGGCCACCCUUCAACACUAGCACCAUCAACUUUCUCGAGACCAUGAAUGGCGGCACCGACUGGUACGACCAAGCGUUCAGUGAGACGGUGCUCGAGUCGCUCGACUUUGACUAUGACAAGUCCACCAAGUGGUGGUGCAUCAUGGGCGGGGCACAGCAGCUCCCGAUGCUGAUGGAGAAGCGGCUCAAGACCAAACCCAUCUACUCCUCGCCCGUCUCCGCCCUUCGCACUACCCUCAUGUUGGAGCAGUCCAGCAAGCUCAAGUUUGCGAUGGAAGUCUCGCUCCAGGGUGACCCGCCUUCCAAGCGCCGCGUCUACGACGGCGUCUUCAACACCACGACGCUCGGCUGCCUCCGGCGCAUCGACACGACGCGAUGCCUCGUGCCCAAUAGCACCAAGAUGGCCCUCCGCAUGCUCGCUUACGGCGAGUCGUGCAAGGUGGGCAUCAAGUUCUCGAGCGCCUGGUGGCGCCAGAGGAUGCCCGGCGGCCAGCGGAUCGAGAAGGGCGGGCUGGGCCACUCGGACCUGCACAUCCGCACGCUCGUGUACCCCUCGUAUAACGUGCUCGACGACCCCUCGGAGCCGUCCGUGCUGCUCGUCUCGUACACGUGGCAGCAGGACGCGGAGCGCAUCGGCGCCCUGAUCUCGCGGGCCUCACCCGCCGGCGAGGACGAGCUCAAGGCGCUGCUGCUGCGCGAGCUGGCGCGGCUGCACACGACGACGCGCGACGACGAGGCGCAGCUGUUCGCCACCAUCUCGGCGUCCUACCUCGACCACUACGCCCACGACUGGUCAGACGACGCCACGACCGCCGGCGCCUUCGCCUUCUUCCGCGCCCAGCAGUUCAGCACGCUGUGGCCCAAGGUCGUGCAGCCAGCCGGCAACCUGGUGCUGAUCGGCGAGGCGUCGAGCCCGCACCACGCGUGGGUCGUCGGCGCCAUUGAGAGCGCCGUCGCCGGCCUGUACGCGUGGCUCUACAGCCGCAUGGACAUCCCCGGCGCCAGGGAGGCCGUCUGGCUAAUCGACGGCACCACGCCCUGGCCAAGGGACGCCGGGCAAGGGCAUAGGCAUCCGCCCUUCCUGGGCCUGCCGAGCUAUCUACCCAAGAAGCACGCGCGCUGGCUGGGAUUGAUUUCGGCCUUGAGAGCCGAGAAGGCGGCGCAGAGGGAGUAG